UAUUCACUGUUUAGACAUUGGUACAAAUUACUAAAAAAUGAACAAGAUCGUUCUGUGGUUUGCAGUCAUCUGCAGUAUACAAUAUGGCUGCGCUUUUUUAACUCCAGAUAAACUUGGUGCACAUAUAAACAAGAUCCGCAAAUCUGUCCACACCAACUGUAAACUACUGACAGGUGUCACUGAAGACCAAAUAGAUCAAUUAAGAGAAGGAAAUUUCGAUCAAGGAGAUGAAGUUAAGAACUAUGCAACUUGCGCUUGGCUCCAAGCCAGAACGAUCAAUAAUAAAUUUGAACUGGAUCCAUCCAUGUUAAACUAUUACAUGCCAAAUAACAAGGAUCUUUACUAUGAAUAUUUUAAAUGUGAUGAGAAAGUAAAAGACGCUAAACUAGAAUUUAAAGAAAAAGUCUGGAGUAUCAUGAAAUGCCUUCACAAACUCGAUUCAGAGAACUUCAUAUUAUUCUAGCAUCACAGGAAAAUUAACGCUGAUUAUCACUAAAAAAUCACUAAAAAAUUCUUUUGUAACGUAAUAAAUUAAUUAAAAUAAAU
Messenger RNA from Diabrotica virgifera virgifera (western corn rootworm), 546 nucleotides. RefSeq lists its product as uncharacterized. Gene Ontology annotation, molecular function: odorant binding. Bases 38 to 463 code for a protein of 141 amino acids. The transcript has 6 exons. NCBI's taxonomy places the organism in Eukaryota, Metazoa, Arthropoda, Insecta, Coleoptera, Chrysomelidae. The record is from RefSeq and is a predicted model, not a curated record.